Triticum dicoccoides is the source of this 906-nucleotide messenger RNA. RefSeq names its product LOB domain-containing protein 16-like. The transcript has a single exon. NCBI's taxonomy places the organism in Eukaryota, Viridiplantae, Streptophyta, Magnoliopsida, Poales, Poaceae. Gene Ontology annotation, cellular component: nucleus. The record is from RefSeq and is a predicted model, not a curated record. Gene Ontology annotation, biological process: positive regulation of DNA-templated transcription; hormone-mediated signaling pathway. The coding region runs from base 71 to 628 and encodes 185 amino acids.
CUCCACAAGUCAGAGCUCGAUCUUAAGCUAGGUAGCCAGCCCAGGCGAGCGAUCGGACGAUCGAACGACGAUGGCCGGCGCGGGCGUGACGACGACGGGGUCGCCGUGCGGGGCGUGCAAGUUCCUGCGGCGCAGGUGCGCGGCGGAGUGCGUGUUCGCGCCCUACUUCUGCGCCGAGGACGGCGCGUCGCAGUUCGCGGCCAUCCACAAGGUGUUCGGCGCCAGCAACGCGGCCAAGCUGCUGCAGCAGGUGGCCCCGGGGGACCGGAGCGAGGCGGCCGCCACGGUGACCUACGAGGCGCAGGCCCGGCUGCGCGACCCCGUCUACGGCUGCGUCGCCCACAUCUUCGCGCUGCAGCAGCAGGUGGCGGCGCUGCAGGCGCAGGUGGCGCACGCCCGGACGCAGGCGCACCUGGGGCCGGCGGCGACGGCGAUGCACCCGCUGCUCCAGCAGCAGCUGCAGCAGCAGGCGUGGCAGGUGGCGGAGCAGCACGACCACCAGUCCAUGACGUCCACGCAGAGCAGCUCCGGCUGCUACAGCGGCGCCCACCAGCGCUCCGACGGCUCCUCGCUGCACGGCGCCGAGAUGUACUGCGGCUACGGCGAGCAGGAGGAAGGCAGCUACUAAUUAACCCCGGAUGGUUCACUCGUUCCCCUGAGAAAGCUGAGGGGGUGUACCAUGAGAAGUUUGUCUCUUGCAACGCGCUUUCAACUCUUGCCGGUCUCAGCUGUAAAGAGAUCCAUCGAUCUUGUGUUGUUUGGGAACCCAUAAUUUCCAACUUUGCAACUCGGGCCUCCAUUGUUACGUGUGAAAUUGCUCGAAUUUCAUUUUGUUACAGCGAGUCUGUCUGAAUAACUGUAGGAGCUCAGAUGGUGUUCGGCGAAAUUUCAGCGUCCAGACAUAUG